UCCAUGAAGCAUUCAUUCUAGACCCAACUUUGUAGGCUAGAUUUGCAGCUUUUAUCUCUUUGGAUGAUACGUGCUUCGGUUCAGUGUGUCUGGAAUUUAAUUACUACUGCUUCAAAAUGCCAGGACUCACCAUUGGAGACGCCAUCCCCAACCUUGAAGUUGAAACCACCCACGGAACGAUCAAACUCCACGACUACGUUGAUGAUUCCUAUGCCAUUAUUUUCUCUCACCCGGGUAUGAACGUAAUCACCACCUAAUUCUUCAUUAAUUAGCAUGCAUGCAUGAUGGAAUAUACUACUAUUUAAUUUCUUCCACACAUGCAUGUAACAGUCAUGCCCUAAUUUUUAUCAAGUUUAUAUAGCUAGUGUUCGCCAACAGCCUCUUAGUACCACCAAGACAUUUAAGUAUGUCUUGAUGGGGGUGGGAGGCAAGGGCGUCUUACCACUUAAUUGUGAUUUUCUCUGAUAGAAAAAUCUCGUCGGCUUCCUGCUCUUUCCUUAAACUAAAUAAAUUAGAGUAGGUUAUAUAAAUAUUAUCGCUGCAACAAAAUAUAUAUAUAUAGCUAGUUUUCAUAAUGCAUAUGCGUGUAAAUGAAAUGUUCUUCAUGCAUGCAGCUGAUUUCACACCGGUGUGCACCACUGAACUUGGUAUGAUGGCUGUGUAUGCUCACUAUGCUGACAAGUUCGAGAAGAUGGGAUGGGAGUGAAGCUUUUGGGUGUGUCUGGCGAUGAUGUCCAGUCCCACCAGGAAUGGGUCAAGGACAUUGAAGCCUAUAACGGAAAUCAUACAUGACUAAGGAAAAAAAAACCGAAAUGUGAAUGCGGGCCUUGUUUUUAAAUUGCGUUUGGAUUGUUUUUCAACUUGUGGACCACCCGGGAGCCUAUAUUUCCCCUGUAUACCACCAGUCAAAAAGAAGCAGCAGCAUGAUGGAGAAAGUUGCGGGGUGCUGUCGAUCAUCACUAUCCUAAAAUUUACUUUUGCUUAAUUAGAAACAGUCUGUAGCAGCAGUAGCAACAAAGCCAUCAAUUCCCCCGUCUGGGCUGUGGGGGUUGGGAGAGUGCUUUAUCAGGGAGGAUCAGCAAUCCCCUAAAAAGCAGCUGACCUUUUGGGGCCAGGCCAGCCGAGCAAAUACUGCAGUGCAGUAGAAAAAGUGUUUCGAGUGUUGACUUAGCAGCUGUUUUCCCAUCCCAUUAUCCAACUGUCUAGCUAGUAGUAGCAGCUACCAAAAGAAAAGAAAAGAAAAGCUUGAAGAAGGAAGCUAAUUAACUAACAUCAACGCCACCAAACAAUGCAUGUUAGGAGAUUAUCCCACUUCCACCAGCGCCUCCACCUCCACGUACUGAAUAUGUUUAUUCUACUAGUAGCGGCGGUGGUUGUACAGCGAGCCGCUGGUACCUGCCGUAAUUACUGCAACAGCAUCCCUAUAAACUACCCAUUCGGCAUUGACGACGGAUGCGGCUCCCCCGAGUUCCGUCACAUGUUAAACUGCUCCUCCACGGACUUGUUCUUCGCCACCCCAUCCGGGAACUACAAGGUCCAGUCCAUCGACUACGACAAGAAGAACCUGGUCAUCUUCGAUCCGGCCAUGUCCACUUGCUCCAUUCUCCAACCUCACCACGACUUCGUCCUGUCGGACAUUCAAUCGGCCCUCAUCCCCCCCUCGUCCGACACCGUCUUCGUUCUCAUGAACUGCUCCAUAGACUCCCCAGUCCUCAACCACUACAAGUCUCUGUGCUUCAACUUCGCCGGCCAUACCUGCGACGAACUUUACGGGGCCUGUACUUCCUUCAAGCUCUUUCAUCUCUUGUCCAACAGUACUCCGCCGCCGUGCUGCUUCACCGGCUACGGCACCGUCAAGUUCAUGAGCAUGAACAUACUGGACUGCACGCAUUACACCAGCGUCUAUAACACGGAUAACCUGAAGGGCGUUGGGCCGUUGGACUGGCUGUAUGGGAUCAAGUUGUCUUAUGGGGUCCCGGAUACCGGUUGCGAACGGUGUACCAAAUCCGGCGGGACCUGCGGCUUCGAUGUGGAGACUCAGGCGCUGCUCUGCAUUUGCUCUGCCGCUGUCAAUGCUACCAGAGAAUGUGGAGCUGGAAGUGUUUCAUCGACUGCAGGACAAAAACCGUGGCAGAGGACAUCCUCCUUCUUAUUAACCUGUACAGUAUACUACUCUGUCUCUGUGUUUGGUUACAGCAGGCAGUCGUUUGUAACACAAUUUCAAAGAGAUUAAUGUUUUUGUUCUUUUUUUUUUUUUUUUGUGGCGGCUAAUGAAUCGGAGUUUGGUUAUCUCGUGAGAUGGGAAAAAUCACCAAAAGGAGUAUGCCCGCUCUUCUGUGCUUUGAUUUUGAAUUUCGUGGAUUACUACCAUCACUUUGUUCGUAUGCGUAUAUUUGGUAGCACUGAAGCUUUACAAGAGAUUGAUUUAGCUCA
Molecule: messenger RNA, 2433 nt
Organism: Coffea arabica (coffee)
Lineage: Eukaryota; Viridiplantae; Streptophyta; Magnoliopsida; Gentianales; Rubiaceae
Source: RefSeq, a predicted model, not a curated record